GGAAAAUGAAUGAUAUUGUUGUAGCAUCAACACCUAUUCAUCAACAACAAAAUAAAAAUCAAAAUAAAUUAACAAAAUUACCUUCAAUUAGAUUAAGAAGAGAAACUGAAAGUGAAGAAAGCAGAGCAAGAAAAAAAGAAUUUCAAAUUUUUGCCCAAAAAAUAAGAAGAGCUGGGCUUAUACGAGAGCACCAAACAUGGACACUUUCACAAGGAAUAAUAAUUUAUAAGGAAGCUUUUAAAGGAGAAGAUUUUGUAACGUGGCUUAUGAGAGAUCAGAAAAUAUGUAAAAAAAUUUUUUUAAAAAUUAAUAGGGGAAAAAUAAAGAAAAAAUUUAAAAAGCCUCUUAAGGCCUUAAGAAUUAUUAAAAAAAUUAAAAAAUCUGAAUUAAAAAAAUAA
Messenger RNA from Meloidogyne enterolobii, 398 nucleotides. Lineage: Eukaryota; Metazoa; Nematoda; Chromadorea; Rhabditida; Meloidogynidae. The record is from the annotation of a GenBank genome assembly.